Drosophila hydei is the source of this 910-nucleotide messenger RNA. RefSeq names its product chymotrypsin-2. Gene Ontology annotation, biological process: proteolysis. The record is from RefSeq and is a predicted model, not a curated record. Lineage: Eukaryota; Metazoa; Arthropoda; Insecta; Diptera; Drosophilidae. Bases 7 to 801 code for a protein of 264 amino acids. Gene Ontology annotation, molecular function: serine-type endopeptidase activity. The transcript has a single exon.
UCAACUAUGACACAGUACAAGCUCUGUCUACUGCCGUUCAUGCUGCUGCUGUUGCUGCUGCCACGCCCCGUUGAGUUGAUUGUGGGCGGCCAGAAUGCUGCGGUAGGCGAUGCGCCCUAUCAGAUCUCGUUGCAAACGCUAACUGGCAGCCAUCUCUGUGGCGGAGCGAUAAUCUCAGCCAGUUGGAUACUCACGGCGGGGCAUUGUGUGAGUGGUUGGCCAGCGGAUCGACUGCGCGUGGCCAUGGGCACCACACGCUACACUGAGCCGGGCGCCGUGCACUAUCCCGCUGCCAUCUAUCUGCACUGCAGCUACGAUCGGCCCAAGUAUCACAAUGACAUUGCGCUGCUUCAGCUAAAUGCGAGCAUUGCCUUUGAUGCACUCACUCAGGCUGUGCAGCUGGUGAAUGGCUCCUGGCCCACUGGUAACUCAGAGCUACUCUUUACCGGCUGGGGCACGCAGUCGGCGGGCGGUGCCACGCCCACGCUGCUGCAGCGCGUGCAACAGCAGCACAUUACGAGGCAGGAGUGUGAGGCGCUGCUCGAUAGCUACGAAGAUGUUCAGCUGGGAGCGUGUCAUGUGUGCGCCUAUCGACAACGGAAUAUUGGUGCCUGCCACGGCGACACAGGUGGUCCGCUGGUCUACAAGGAUCAGCUAGUUGGCAUACUCAACUUCAUGGUGCCCUGUGCACAGGGUGUGCCCGACGUAUUCAUGGAUUUGCGCUACUACAGCGAAUGGAUACGGCGCACUGUAUCAGGCAAUGGCAGAUGUGCAGGGCUGCAACAGCAGACUAUUAAUUGAGCUAUUAAUUGAGCUCCAAGACUUAUACAAUUUAAAUUAGUUUAAUUUAUUAAAAAAAUAUGUUUAUUUUUGUACUCUGCGAUACGCGAAGGAUUUUUUCCAUUAUCAA